AGACCAUCCACCAGAGGAAUCACCUCAGCCAACACCAGCAGCAGCAGCGAUGCCACACUCCGUUAUCCCCCUGUGCGUCCUGGGACUCGUCCUCGCGCUGUCCUCCGCGUGCUACAUCCAGAACUGCCCCCGAGGUGGGAAACGAGCCCUGCCGGAGACUGGUAUCAGACAGGUGAGGACCUUUUUCCUUUGUGCUCUGUUUUCUGGAUGUUACCUCUGAAGCUGUUUCUGACAGCAUUAAAAACUUUUCACUGAAUCAUGGAAGAGCUCAAAAAUAUCUUACAAUGCCUUGAAAAAAUGUAGGAUUUAAAAAAAAUAGAUAUCUUGUUGGUUAGGAAAAUAUACAAUUAAACUAAGAGGAGUUUGAGAUACUCUUUGACCCUUUGAAAAUGAUUUCUUUUGAUUUUUAUGACAUAGUAAGUGUGAUUGGUUCAGUGGUUUGGGUACAGUUGUGUUUCCAACUUAUCAAUUUUGCCCCUUUUAAGUGUCCAAAUAAUUGUAUUAUUCUGAAGUUCUUGUAUUUAUAUGAGCUAAAGACAAAUAGACAACACAGAAAAUACAGAAAGCACAAAAAUGUGCUGCUAAAAUCUUAAAAGCGCUUGUCAGUCGGAUAUGAAGAUUGUAUUUGAAUGUGUAAAAGAUGGAGUAUCAUAUUAAACAAUUCUGCAGUUUUCAGUAGACCAGUGUUUUUUAAACCUUGGGGCUCGGACUCCUUGAGGGUGGUUUUGAGAAUUUAAAAAAGGCACAGAAAUGAGAUUGAUUAGAGAUUGAAAUGAGAAAGAUAUUGAUUAUUUGUUGUGGUGCUGUUUCAGACUGGCUGUGUGUUAAGUAGUAGCUGCAGGUGAUGGCUUUGGUUUAUGCCAACCUAUUCACCACAGGUUGUUUCAGGGCUAUACUUAGGUAUAGGUAGGGCUGGGCAAAAAAAUGAUAACGAUAUAUAUUGAAAAUUGAUAUCCCUCAAUAUCAAUGUAAAACACGAUCAGUAUGCUUUUUAAUAGUCGGCAUUCAGCCAUGUUUUGGUAGACUAUACGAAUAGCCAAUGAAAAAGCCUUAAUGCCUUAUGACAAAACGUCAAAGAGACACAAAGACCUCACAGAUGCAGUAUCUUAUUGUAUUGCAAAAGACAUGCUACUAAUAAGCACUGUUAAAUUUCAUUUUUUUAUUUCGAUAUCAACUGAUAUGAGAAAAAAUAUAUUGUGAUAAACUUUUUCCCAUAUUGCCGAGCCCUAUGUAUAGGGUUGCAAACACCUAUGAUAUUACUCAUGAGGGUUAUAACUCACAGAGCAUGAAUAAAUGAAUUUAAGUAAGAGUUUUUCUGAUUUAUCGAGUUGAUUUAUAGCACCUGGUUAAAACUUAUAUUUACUAAUUCUCCUGCAGUGCAUGUCAUGUGGCCCCAGAGACAAGGGCCGCUGCUUCGGACCCAGUAUCUGCUGUGGGGAGGGCCUAGGCUGUUUACUUGGCUCUCCAGAAACUGCUCACUGUGUGGAGGAGAACUACCUGCUUACACCCUGCCAGACGGGAGGGAGACCUUGUGGAUCUGAUGGAGGACGCUGCGCUGCCUCAGGGCUCUGCUGUAACUCAGGUGCAUUGUUGUUUGGUUGACUGUCAUGCUUAGGCAAGUUUAUCAUUUUAAAUGUUUGGUGAAUUGGCAGUCAGAAAUUAUUUUUCUUUCCCUCCCUUUAGAGAGCUGUGCGGUGGAUUCCGACUGCCUUGGGGAGAUUGAGGCCUUAGAUCAAGCCGACAGCUCUGCAGGGAGCUCGCCUGCAGAGCUGCUGCUGAGGCUGCUGCAUGUGGCCACAAGAGGACAGACCGAGUACUGACGCUGACAAGAAUGAAGUUCAUCCCUGGAGAUUUAAACCUUGAAUCAAUAAAGAUACAAGAUAAAGUUUAUUCACUCUUAUUCCCUACUGCUGUGAUUUUUGACAUUAAAAUAACUAUUUGCUGUAUAUUAUUCAGUGAAUGACAAUUUUCAACCAGGUGGAAAGGGGGGAAAUAAAUCAUGUCCACUUUAGAAAUGUAUAUAAUUAUGCACAUACUGUAAACUAUAGUUUAUUCUUUAACAUUGCUGAGAAAAAAUGUCAUGUCAGUUAUAGCGGGACACACUGUAAAUAAGUCAGCGAGUGGAGAUUAAAGUUGCUACAGACAUCCAUGUAAAACAGACAAAUUACCAUGCUUGAGCAGUUAUUUCUUGUGUAAUAGAGACAUUAUUGUUUUGUUUUUUUAAUGAGUGGAAAAUACAGAAUGUAUCACUACCAAAAAAGUCUG
Messenger RNA from Xyrichtys novacula (pearly razorfish), 2265 nucleotides. The record is from the annotation of a GenBank genome assembly. Lineage: Eukaryota; Metazoa; Chordata; Actinopteri; Labriformes; Labridae.